ACUAUAGCUAAAAACUAAAGGUAGUUACUAAAGCUCGGAUCAAUUCAGAUGGCACUAUUUAGGUAACACUCUUGGCGGUUGUUAUGGUUAGUCGCGGUCAAUCGCGGUUGAGAUUGCCGUUUACGAUUUUUAUGAUUGAAUUGUCUAAAUAUCGCGAGGGGCAGUCACGAGAAACGACAAAGACAUGCACGAGGGUACGCGCGUUGCACCGCGAGUAUUCACAGCGAUACAAAAUGUCGAUAUCAUGGAGCUGUCGUUUUGUUCGCACAAGGAGAUCAGACCCAUUCUGCCGUGUUUGGUUAGGAUGAGCCUGAUCUCGCCGCUGGACAUAACGAAGGAAUGCGUGGAGGGGCGAAAGCAAGUGCUAACGAUAUUAUCUGGCAUUGAAUCUGUCAAUUCCAUUAUUGCUCUGUUGUCCAUCGAUUUCCAUGCUCUUGAGACUGAUGUCCGACAGGAGCAACAAUUGAGACAAAAGUUAGGGAGCGUGCAAAGAGACAGCGUGCUAGCACAAUCACUGCAGAGUGGUCUGGCUCUAGAGUUCGAGCGCAGCGAGUCUAUUCGCAGGAUCAGGCUGGUGCUCAGUGAGAUCUUGUACAUAGCAUCUCAGAUACAGGAAUUGCAGAAGAAUCAAGAAUUUCAGAUCAAACAGUCGGACCUGUUCGACAAUGCGGUCUACAUGGAGGAGAUCAGCUACGUUAUAUGCAUAGCACUUGCGGAACUACCAACACUGUUAUCCAUACUGGACAUAGUGGAGACUCUGUUACACGUCAAGCAUGGGCCCGACAUAAUUUGUUGGAUAGUUGCUAACAGUCCAGACAGCUUCUCAGAGGUAUGCGCGCAUCUGAUUGCUAAUGGAGAGCGACAGGAAGAGUCAGCGUUGGGCAGAAUUAGAACGCAGGCCAUCACGAUGCUCUGCCAGAUGAAUCCGAGUCAGGCAUUGGCGAUCAGGGCCAAGUGCGUGGAACUGUGCAGAAUGCCUGCAUUGGCGAUCACACUGAGCCUCGAGCACGAGAACGCGAACAGCUCGCAGCCUGAAAGUGACGUGGUCGCCUUCGUAUCUGGAUUGCUGUUGGGUAGCGAUCAGCAAGUGCGCUCGUGGAUCGCUAUGUUUAUCAGGAACGGGCAGAAGCGUAAGUGGGAAUCUCAGACGGCGUUGCAGUCGCUACGCGAUGAACUCCUCAAGCGACUGCAAACGAUUGCCGCUCAGAGUACGGACAGCCAACUAGCGGAGUCACAGGUCGUGCAGGCGAGCGCGUUGCUAAGGCUGUACUGCGCUUUGAGGGGUAUCGGCGGGAUCAAAUUCCAGGACGACGAGGUGGCGAUGAUCGUACAACUACUGACGUCGCAUCCACCACCGUCGCCAGCAGGUGUCCGGUUCGUAUCGCUCGGUUUGUGCAUGCUGAUCGCUUGUCCGUCACUGAUCGGACAUCAUAAUCUGGAGAAGCGCAGCAUCGAGUGGGUACAGUGGCUGGUACGUGAGGAGGCUUAUUUUGAGAGCGCGAGCGGCGUGACGGCCAGCUUCGGCGAGAUGUUGCUCCUAAUGGCGAUACAUUUCCACAGUAAUCAGCUGUCUGCGAUCUGCGAAUUGGUCUGCGCCACUCUGGGCAUGAAGAUACCAAUCAGACCUAACAACCUCACGCGCAUCAAGCAGAUAUUCAUGCAGGAGAUAUUUACUGAGCAAGUCGUUACCGCUCACGCGGUCAAAGUGCCGGUCACGGCAAAUCUGAAUGCCAACAUUCCCGGCUUCCUGCCGGUGCACUGUAUACACCAGCUACUGAAGUCGCGAGCCUUCGCGAAGCAUCGGGUACCCAUAAAAAAUUGGAUAUACCGACAGAUAUGUGCGAGCGUGUCGCCGUUGCAUCCGGUUCUGCCAGCGCUGGUAGAGGUCUACGUGAACUCCAUUCUGGUGACAAACAAUAAGACGUCCGAGCACACGAAUAAACCCAUCACCGAGAACGAGAUCCGUCAGGUGUUCCAGAACAGCGUGUUCGGGGCGAAUUUCGAUUUCAAGAAGAAUUCCGCCAACGGCGUGCAGAUGGACAUCGAUAACGCGGACAUCGACGCGUCAAAACCUUCGCUCACUUCGCAGUUACUGUUGCUGUACUACCUGCUGCUGUACGAGGACGUGAGAUUGUCGAACAUGCACACCUUCAUAUCGCAAGGCAGAAAACUCAAGUCGUAUUCCACGGAGUUCCUGUCCGAGUUGCCGAUCAAGUAUCUGCUGCAACUAGUGCAGCGGGAUCAGAUGAACUACGCCAGUCUGUUUUCGCCGCUACUGCGAUUACUGGCCACUCAUUUUCCGCAUCUGUCCUUGGUGGACGAUUGGCUGGACGACGAAAUGAUUAACAUAGACUCUGCCAUCGCGAGCUACGAGAGCACGAAGAUCGGCGAGCUCGCGAUCGUCGAGGCGUUCGGCCACGUUAAAACUUGCCCCUCGAGAACCGGAAGAUUAUUAAGGCAGCUGAUGACGCUGAAGCCAACCGAGAUUUGGCCCCACGCCGAGCUGAUAAUACAUUAUUUGAAGGAUAUUCUCGACGAACAAGUUCCUAGAUACAUACAAGAACUUUAUAAGCAAGUGUGGCUUCGGCUUAAUACCGUGCUGCCACGUUGUUUGUGGGUUCUGUCCAUAAAUGCGCUGUUGAUAGAGAAUUCUAUAGUGAAAAACGUGUUUUUGACACAAGACAAUAUUGUAUUGGAUCCCCUGCAAGUACUGAGGUGCGACACAAGAGUUUUUAGAUGCGCGCCGAUUUUAUCUGUAAUACUUAGGAUUUUGCAGGCCACACUAGCCGCGUCACGAUCUCAAUUGUCCAGGCACAUGCAGGACAAGCCCUUGACUGAGAAGACUGGGCAAUUAACCAGCGAAACAGAGAGGGAGGAUCUGAGGAUAGCCUUGGUGGCGGGUCAAGAGAGCGCAGCAGUACAAAUCUUAUUGGAGGCGUGUCUAGAGACGGAGGAGGACCGAUGCACUCCCGGGCAAAUGUGGUCCCUUCGUGAAAUACGAAGCGUCGUGUGCUCGUACCUGCAUCAGGUGUUUAUAGCGGAUCCGUCUUUGGCCAAGUUGGUUCAUUUUCAGGGCUACCCACGUGAGCUGUUGCCGAUCACGGUUUCUGGAAUCCCGUCAAUGCACAUAUGUCUCGACUGGAUUCCGGAACUCUUAUCGCAGCCCGAGCCGGAGAAGGAAGUGUUCGCCGUAGAUUUGGCAUCACACCUGGCGGUUCAGUACGCGCUACCAAAGGCCUUGAGCGUCUCCCGAUUGGCCAUCAAUACUCUGAUAACGCUGUUAGGUGUACUGUCCGCAGAGGACCGGAUCGUGCUCUUCAUGCCGGUGCUCUCCUCAUUGACGCGGAUAUGCUUGGCCUUCCCUCCGCUAGUCGAGGAUAUUACGGGACUGUUGUUGCAACUCGGCAGAGUCAGCUCGGCUCAGGCGGCCCUGGGCGACAAAGCGGCGGACCAGUUGUGCCAAGAGGUGAACGCGACAUUCUGCACUUUGCUGCAGAAGGCUAUAUUGCAGUCGCGAGUCUACUGAAACGUUAGCUAUGUGGAAAAAAAAUCAUUAACUGUUCUGAUGUAUCAUUUGUACAUAAGUCUACGUCAUACCUGCACACGGGUCCGAGUCGGAUCUUAGUAAAGAAACUGCUACGGUUUUGUAAGCUAUUUUUUGAGUCGUGUACGAGGCAGAAACAUCUUUGGCACAUUUACAACGUUAAUAGGACACUGUAUGUGAUUUAACGAUUUAUGUAGGCUAUAUUGCGCAUCCUUGCGCGCAUUAAUUGCAUAAUGGUUCACAACUAAGACAAAGGUGUACAUAUAAAGAGAAAGAUUAUCAGGCAUUAUUACGUUUUUGGUACUUAUUUAGUGACGAAUUUUCUAACGUAUGAAAGUGUACUUUCUCUUCCUUACUGACAUGAAUAUAUUUAUUAUUUGAAAUUAAAAAUCGAUAUAAAAGAGAAUAUUUUGUAUUUUGUAAUAUAAAUAACGUGAGGAAGACGUGCGUGAGAUGAAACAAUAAAGAGAGAUUUUAUCAUA
Molecule: messenger RNA, 4026 nt
Organism: Ooceraea biroi (clonal raider ant)
Lineage: Eukaryota; Metazoa; Arthropoda; Insecta; Hymenoptera; Formicidae
Gene: IntS2
Product: integrator complex subunit 2
Biological process (GO): snRNA 3'-end processing
Cellular component (GO): integrator complex
Source: RefSeq, a predicted model, not a curated record